AUGUCCAAGGGAGAAAUUAACCAAACUCAUUAUGACAAAUUGAUGGAGAUUUAUACAGGAUAUAAUGAUGUCUACAAUGCUUUGUACCGGCUGAAAACAAAUGACGAAGAAAAAUUAAACGCAAUUUACAAAAAAAUCAAACAAAACCUGAUUGACUGUUAUCAUAUUCGGCCUGAUGCGAUAAUCGCUGCAAUAUCCCAACUUUCAAUUUAUAACAACCGCUACAUGAAAUCAUAUUUAGCGAUUGCCAAACAAAUUGUUGACGAAUACCAUCUAAAUAGUAUUGAAUGA
Molecule: messenger RNA, 291 nt
Organism: Trichomonas vaginalis G3
Lineage: Eukaryota; Parabasalia; Trichomonadida; Trichomonadidae
Product: proteasome regulatory particle assembly
Exons: 1
Coding region: 1-291 (96 amino acids)
Source: RefSeq, a predicted model, not a curated record